GAAUUUAAAUCCAAAAUUAAAAUAUGAAGUCAAGCAACAAAAGAAUGAAAGUGCUCAAUGGGUACUACAAGUCUUCCAAAAGUGUAGUCCCACCAGUCCAUCAGACUACUUCUGGUAGUAAGUCCUUGUCUAGGAAGCAAGGAAGCUGCUUCGGAGGAAGUCCAUACAAAUUUGAUCUCAAUGUAGUUGAUUCAAUCCAGCAUGGAAAAGUCAGGAUUCAGGAGUCUGGAAAUGAAGAAGCUCCCGUUCCUGUCAGGACACAGAGAGCUAACAAAUAUAAAGGAAAGUCUAGAUACAACAGAGCUGUCCAUAAGCCUACCACACAAGCUUCUGCUGUCUACGAGAACAUGAGGCAAAGGAAGAGGUCCCUCAAAAGGGAAGAUAAGGAAAAAGAAAGCAUGGAAGAGAACAGCAUCAACAAUCAAAAACAAUAUUCAAAAGCAAAAUCGGUCGUUAAUUUCAAAAAUUUAAAUUCUAAAGAGUCGGUAGUUUCAAAUAAGUCCUACAAGAGCUCUAGGAUGGCUGAAUCAACUCCUCGGGCUGUUACGAGAGGUGUCCUUCUUCCAAUCCCGCCAAAAUCAGAAGUUCAGAAAGAGUUGGACAAACAAUGGGUUCAAGACUUACCUGAGGGAUUGACUAAAAAGCAAAAACAACAGCUUUUAUCACUUGAAGAUCAAGCAGAGAGAAAUAGAGAACUUUCAAGGAUGACAGGAUCUGAGGUUAGCUCUAUUAAAGGCAACAAAUCUUCAUUGGCGGUACUUCGCGUCAGGAAAUCACAUGUUAAAACUAAACCAAAAACUUUAAAUACUUUUAAUCAUGGGCGGAAAUUAGAUGAAAUCCAUUUUGAAAAUUUCAUCAAAUCUCAGAAAAUUAGCAAGCAAAAGGAGUCUCCAGCUAAGGCUAAAUAUACAACCCAGCCUGAGGAGGAAAAGCCAAGUGCUAUUGAGAUUGUUUCAAAGAUUAGAGCAAGAGGAGAAAAGGCUAGGCUGAAAAGUCUCCAUAGUACUCCAAAAUCUACUCCUAAUCAGAGAAAAUUGAAGAAAACCCCAACUGGCAAGAAUAAAAUGACUCCUAUCCCAUUCCCAGCCUUAGAUUCUGAUGAGAAGAGUCUUGGAUCUGAAAACAAGUUCACUAGCGCAAGAAAACUUUUAUCUCCAGGAAGUACAGAAGAGGAUCAAAUCAAAGAUUUGAAAUCCCAGACCACUGGGAUUUCUAAAUUUGAACCUGACAACAAACCAACCACAAUCAUAGAAAAAGUACAGACUCCCAACAAAGAUAUUUCUGUUCCUUUGGUCACUGAGAUCCAGAGGAAGCCUCUUGUUGAUUCAUCUUUAGAGAUGUCAGCUAGACUUCCUCCUAGACCAGUCAUUGGCAAGCUCACUCCAACUCCUCAAGGACAAGCUAAACAAGUUGUAGAGUCUAUUAAGGAAAGAAUCGGGAACCUCAGGUCUCCUGCUAAAAUCACCAAUAGAUUAAUUCUUCCUGUUGAGGAAACUAGCAUGCAGCCACUCAUGGAUACUGAUUCUGAGUUUAAAACUCCUCUUCCUAAGAAACCAAGGUCAGCUAGCAAGAAGGAAGCUGUGAAGAAGAACAAAGAAGUGGUUACCACUUUCCCAAUGAGGAUCGACUUUAACGAGAGACCUAAAGAGUACGACCAGAUCAUCUUGCCCAAGAAGUUACAGCUAGUCUUCGACUUUUUCUGUGAAUUAGACAACGCUAUCAAUAAUUGUAAGAGGAGAGGGAAGAUCCCAGUGCUUUCAAAUCUGAAGCCGUAUAUUGAACAGUCCACAAAUAGGACCUUUGAUAUCGACCAUUUUAGAAAGGUGUAUUACGUCGCUCCUGAGCUAUAUUUCUACACUUGGCAGACAGUUGCAGGCAGCACAACUCAGGACAUUCGUAUUGAGAUUCCAGAAAAUAUUGAAGAAAUCAUCACAAAAGUUCACAAAAGAAGUAUUAAUGUAGAAGUUAGGCAGUCUCCUAUUGGUGAGCCCAUGACCAAUUUCCUCAACAACAAGAGGAAGAUCAUUAUGAGAACUAGGCUUAUUCUGUACAUCGAGAAUCUCCACAAAAAUUUCCUUAUGCAGCAGGGAUGCAAGAAUACUGAAUACAAUGCUGUGAAGGGAUGGCAUCCAAACUUUGACAUCGAGAGUGUCAUGGAUCUUCAAAAGAAGACCCUCAAAAAUAUGCCGAAAUCAAAGAAAGGAGAGACCAUCACUGAGUUUCUCAAGAACAAGAACAUCAAGAGCACUUUGUUGAAGAGGCAGGCUGAGAGUGACUCUAAUGCUCUUAAGAGCGAUAUGCAGCAAGCUUCUCAAAGUACUGGUCAUAGUUCCUUAGCUUAUCCUUCUCCUGAAAAGAGGAGCCCUGCUAAGAUCGGCACUGGAGUUAUCUCUCCAUCCUUCUACAAAAGAAUUCAGACUAAAGAGAAAAUUUACAAGGAGGAAAAGAAAAGGCUUGAAGAUGAAAGUCAGCGUGGCGAGAGCAAGAGGAAAAUCGAACUCAUGCUCAAGAUAGCACAAGCUGUCAAAAGUGUCUUCAGCGUAAAAGGAAAAGUGAACACACUUUUCCUCAACCAUGUCUUGAAGUACCUCAAUGACUCUCAAAGAGGCAAUUUUUAUAGUAAGAAAGAACUCAUUACUACUCUGCAAGAGAUUUCCCAAGUUGUGCCUGAAUGGCUGACUCUCAAAAAGCAUGAUAGAGGUUUCUUGGUUAAAAUCUGAAAGAAGGUGAAUAUCUCCACUAUUCGCUCAAAAAUUUUAAACCAGAAUGCCUAAUUAUUUCAUGAAAUAGCUAAGGAGGGUUUACCGCUGAUAAUCUCCAUAAAUUAAUGUCCUCCUUCA
Messenger RNA from Moneuplotes crassus, 2840 nucleotides. Lineage: Eukaryota; Ciliophora; Spirotrichea; Euplotida; Euplotidae. The record is from the annotation of a GenBank genome assembly.